Molecule: messenger RNA, 942 nt
Organism: Mus caroli (Ryukyu mouse)
Lineage: Eukaryota; Metazoa; Chordata; Mammalia; Rodentia; Muridae
Product: olfactory receptor 10J3-like
Biological process (GO): G protein-coupled receptor signaling pathway
Cellular component (GO): membrane
Molecular function (GO): olfactory receptor activity; G protein-coupled receptor activity
Source: RefSeq, a predicted model, not a curated record
AUGCCAAAGAAAAACUCCACAGUUGUGGCUGAGUUCCUCUUUGAAGGUUUCUCCAGCUUUGAUUGGCAGCACAGACUUGGCUUCUUUAUUGUGUUCCUAACGCUGUACCUUCUGACUCUGUCUGGCAACAUGAUCAUUGUAACAAUUAUUCGUCUGGACCGCCAUCUCCAUACACCCAUGUACUUUUUUCUGAGCAUGCUCUCAAUCUCUGAGACUUUCUAUACCAUUGCCAUUAUUCCACGGAUGCUAGCUGGCCUCCUUAAUCCUUACCGGGGCAUAGAUAUUCAAUGUUGUGCAACCCAGCUCUUCUUUUAUCUAACUUUUGGCAUCAACAACUGUUUUCUCCUCACAGCAAUGGGUUAUGACCGCUAUGUGGCCAUCUGCAAUCCUCUAAGGUAUUCGGUUAUCAUGGGUAGGAAGGCCUGUAUCCUCUUAGCAUCUGGGUCACUGGGAAUUGGCCUGAGCAUGGCUAUAGUCCAAGUUACAUCAGUGUUUGGCCUACCAUUCUGUGAUGAGUUUGUUAUUGCCCACUUCUUCUGUGAUGUGAGACCCCUGCUGAAACUGUCCUGCACAGAUACCACUAUCAAUGAGAUAAUCAACUUUAUUGUCAGCGUAUGUGUCCUUGUGGUACCCAUGGGUCUUGUCUUCAUCUCCUAUGUUGUUAUCAUCUCUACCAUCCUUAAGAUUGCCUCAGCUGAAGGCCGGAAGAAGGCCUUUGCCACCUGUGCCUCCCACCUUACUGUGGUCAUCAUCCACUAUGGCUGUGCCUCAAUAAUCUAUCUAAAACCAAAGUCCCAGACUUCCCUGGGGCAAGACAGGCUCAUCUCAGUGACUUACACUGUCAUCACCCCUCUACUGAACCCAGUGGUAUACAGUUUGAGAAACAAAGAGGUCAAAGAGGCUCUACGAAAGGCCAUAGGACUUAGGCCUCUUUCCUCUUAA